AUGCCGCCGCCCGCCGGCGUCGACAUCCGCCGCGCGCUCUGCGCGGCGGUCAUCAAGUCCGCGUUCCAGCCUCACGCACACCUCGUCGCCGCCGACCCUUCCCUCCUCGCCGCCGUCAUCCACAGCCUCUCCCCGCUGCCCUCCUCCGCUCUCGCCUUCUUCCGCGCGCUGCCGCCCCCGCACCCGCUCGAAGCCUCCCUCGCGCUCCUCCGGCUCCUCGCCCCGCACCCGCGCCACCACCCCGCCGCCCGCGCAUUCAUCCUCGACCUCUCCCUCCGCCACCCGCUCUCCUCCCCGCUCCUCCUCCCCUCCCUCCUCUCCGAACCCCACGUCCCGAGCUGGCUCCUCCUCGCGCUCUCCCACUCCCACUCCGCCCGCCCCCACGACGCCGCCCGGGUGUUCGACCAAAUGCGCGCGCGCGGCCUAGCGCCCGACGCCCACGCCUGCACCGCGCUGCUCACCGCGCUCGCCAGGGCCCGGAUGACGGCCACCGCGCACAAGGUGUUCAACGAAAUGGGCCGGGCCGGGGUCGCCAUGAACACGCACGUCUACAACGCCAUGCUGCACGUGUGCCUCAAGGCCAGGGACGCCUUACGGGCGGAGGGUUUGAUGACGAGGAUGGACGCUGCCGGCGUGCCGCUGGACCGCUUCUCGUUUAACACCGUGAUCGCGCUGUAUGUUAGGAAGGGGAUGCAGUACGAGGCCAUGUGCGUGCGCGAGAGGAUGCAGGAUGAGGGCGUCGAGCCCGACAUCGUGACGUGGAACACCGUGAUCCAUGGGUUGUGUAAGGAAGGGAGGAUGAAAGAGGCAGCACAGCUCCGUACAGACAUGAUCGCAGCAGCGGUAGAGCCAGACACUGUGACAUACACCACGCUGGUCGACGGGUAUUGCCGGAUCGGCGAUGUGGGGGAGGCGGUCAAGUUGCGAGAGGAGAUGGAGGCAGGGGGGAUGGUACCGGGUGUCGCGACGUACAAUGCGAUCAUUAGGAAGCUCUGUGAGGAUGGCAAGAUGAAAGAGGUAAAUGGCUUGCUUAGCGAGAUGGACGGGAGGAAGGUGCAGGCUGACCACGUGACUUGCAACACGCUGAUCAACUCAUACGCCAAGAGGGGGGACAUGACCUCAGCGUGCAAGGUCAAGAAGAGGAUGAUGGAGUCAGGGUUGCAAUUGGAUCAGUUCACUUACAAAGCUCUCAUCCAUGGAUUCUGCAAGGCCAAGGAGCUGGAUGAAGCCAAGGAAGCCUUGUUUGAGAUGAUGGGUCGAGGAUUUUCACCCAAUUAUAGUGUAUUCUCAUGGCUCGUCGAUGGUUUCUGCAAGAAGAAUAACACGGAUGCAGUGCUACUCAUUCCUGAUGAACUUAUAAAAAGAGGCCUUCCACCAGAUAAAUCAGUAUAUAGGUCUCUAAUCCGAAGGCUUUGCAAGAAAGGGCUGGUUGAUCUUGCACAAAAAGUACUUCACCAAAUGCAAGGCAAAGGUCUAGAAGUUGAUUGUCUUGUGUAUGCUACUCUUGCUUAUGCACAUCUGACUGCAGGAAAGGUGGCUGCUGCUUCAGAUAUAUUGAACGAAAUGGCAAGGAAGCAGAUGUCUGUGACGCCCCAGAUUUACAACUGCCUGUGUACUUCCUACGGGGAUGAGAAGGCGACACUGAAUAUGUUCUGGGUUCACACCAUCGAGAGAGGCCUGAUUGCGAAGAGUGUGUACAAACUGAUGCACCAAGCAAGGCUGAAAUAAUCGAAGUCUUCAGUUAACAGUGAGGGAUAUGCUUCCAUUUCAAUGCCGAGUUUGCAAACGCCUGCAAAUUGAGAUAUCGCGUGUUUACCGUAUAUGUAAAAUUGUUUUCAGGCGCCUUGUGAAUUGGCAUCACAUCUUCUUGUUGUUGAAGUUCACAAGCGAUGUUCCCGGCAUUUCGAUGUAGCAUCCACGUACCUGUUCAGCAGGAUUACAGGAGUAUCUGCAAUUUAUGGGAGCAAGUUCAGGUGGCAAGACCUUGUUGUGAAAGCCAGAUAUAGGAGGGCAUGUCUGUCUACUGCUCAGUAGUCGGGAUUUGCAGAGCCUGCGCGGGGUUUUCAAUUGAAGUGUGUCCUGUGAUUUAUUGUUUUUGUUGAGGGAAAAAGGAGCGAUGCACAUAUCUAUGCAGGGAAUAAAGUUCAGAUGCUUAGGCUGGAUUAUGCCUUAGCUCACAGAUUAGGAAUUCUCUUCCAAAAAAAGAAACAGAUUAGGAAUUUUCUGUACAGUUUACUGUGUACAUUUCUGCUUUAGGGAUUGUCAACUUGUGUA
Brachypodium distachyon (stiff brome) is the source of this 2274-nucleotide messenger RNA. RefSeq names its product pentatricopeptide repeat-containing protein At5g38730. Gene Ontology annotation, molecular function: protein binding. The record is from RefSeq and is a predicted model, not a curated record. The transcript is spliced from 2 exons. Bases 1 to 1728 code for a protein of 575 amino acids. Lineage: Eukaryota; Viridiplantae; Streptophyta; Magnoliopsida; Poales; Poaceae.